This is a messenger RNA of Paramisgurnus dabryanus, 2124 nucleotides long. Its product is annotated as adhesion G protein-coupled receptor E3-like. Gene Ontology annotation, molecular function: G protein-coupled receptor activity. Gene Ontology annotation, cellular component: plasma membrane. The record is from RefSeq and is a predicted model, not a curated record. Gene Ontology annotation, biological process: adenylate cyclase-activating G protein-coupled receptor signaling pathway; cell surface receptor signaling pathway. NCBI's taxonomy places the organism in Eukaryota, Metazoa, Chordata, Actinopteri, Cypriniformes, Cobitidae.
GCAAGUCUUAUAAAAGAAAAGCUCAAAAUUAAAUAUAUGUAUUGAUACAAAUACAACAAGUACACAAAUAUUUGUUAAUGGUUUAUUUUUGUAACCUUAGCAUUUUACUUAUUUACUAAAUUUAGGAUGUGACCGUACUUUUAGACAUGGUCUUCAACACUACAGAGAAGAUAAACUCAUCAUCCAGUGACCCAAAGAAACAAGCGUCAGAUGUGUUAAAAGUCAGUGAGAAACUUGUGUCAAUGUUGGUGAAACCAACCAACACCUAUGACAAUGUCAACUUCACUCGUGCUGCUGUAGAGGCACAAAUCUUCAUGGUUGGACCGAAUGUCACCUUAGAUAAAAUCCCUCAGCUCAGCACAACAAAUGCUUCAAUAGACAUUGAUCUCAUUGGGAUCGCCAAGAACAAUCUUCAUACAAUAUCAGCAGCUGUUGCUUUCAUGAGCUACAACAAUAUGGAGGACCUACUAAAACCAAACUUCUUCAACACAUCGGAUAACACAGUUAAAACCAUGAUGUCCACUGUCAUCACUGCUACUCUUCCUAAAACCACAAACACAACCCUCACCAAACCAGUCAACUUCACCCUCCAACACAUCAGAGAGUUUGUAUCCGGAGGAAAUCUUUCCUGUGUAUACUGGAACAUCAGUGAGUGGAUUGUAGAUGGUUGCUCUCUUGUAAAGACCAACAGCAACUACACAGUGUGUUCAUGUCUUCAUCUGUCAACAUUCGCUCUUAUUAUGGAAACCAGCAGAAUCCCAACAAAGGAUGAUCCUCUGAUGGAGUUGGUGAAUUUGGUGGCUGUGAUCGUGGGUUUGGUGUUUACUAGUUUGGCUCUAUUGACUUUUGCUUUCUGUCGAUGGAAAUCUGGAGUGAACAAUGUAGCUCGAAUCAACCUCUGCAUCAGUCUGCUGUCUGCUCAUCUUCUGUUCUUACUCACACAACGCUUCCUGACUCUCAUAAAACCUCACAAGGAGUUGUGUGCUGUGAUAUCAGGAGCUCUUCACUUCUUCUUUCUCUCCUGCUUUGUGUGGAUGUUCAUUGAAGCUGUGCUGCUCUUCAUCUGUGUGAAGAACCUAUCAGAGAUCAGCUCCAAACAGAGGGCGGUGCUUAACAGUGGAUUCUUGAUUGUGAUUGGAUAUGUGAUUGCUUUUGUUAUAGUGGGCCUGUCUGUUGGACUGGUUCCUGAAGCCUAUGGGAGUGAACAAUGCUGGAUUAAACAGGAGAAAGGCUUUAUCUGGAGUUUUCUGGGACCUGUUUGCUUCAUUCUUGCAAUAAACAUGAUUCUCUUCAUCAAUAUCAUCAUCAGUCUGAACUCAACUCUCAAAAAGCUCAACGCUGAAGUUUCACGGAUGAAACAAACCAAGAUUAUGGUUUUUAAAACUCUGGCCCAGUUUGUGAUUCUUGGUUGUCCCUGGAUUCUGGGUUUCUUCACUGAGAACAAUCAGAUGAUGGAGAUUCUCUUCCUGAUCCUGAACUCACAGCAAGGAACCUUCAUAUUUCUGGUCUACUGUGUCCUCAGUGAUGAGGUAAGACAGCAGUGGAUGAGAGCUCUCCUCCCUUCACUUAAAUCCAGAACCAUCAAAAGUGCCCCCUCAAAAAAACACUGGGAACAAGACUGAAUGAAUGACUUAAUUCAUUUAAAGCUGCAAUAUUUAACGUUUGCCUCUCUAUCAUCAUCUCUGAUUAAAACAUAAAUUAGACUGAAGUUGUGCAACUGUUAUAAACACUGUCUUGAAGUCUAUCUACUUACUCAGUAACUGAUUUUUUUAUAAUUUUAAUCAAAACGAUGUUGGAUGGCAUCUUUCAAUAAAACAUGUCACAUAUUCUCUUUUGAAUAAACAUUUUUAUGUAAGUGAUAUUUUACAGCUGUCAGUAGUUUUAUUAAUUUUUUUCUGGGUGGGUGUUGUCAUGAACUUUUAUGUUACUUUUUAAAUUGUCUCUAUUAUCCUACUUAAAUAUUUAGUCUGAGGUACAACACAGUUUUAGGAAAUUUAAAAUUACGAGCUGUGGUGGUAUUGAUGUACAAUGGUAGAUUAAAUAAAAUGUUCAGCCAUUGUUACACAUUUCUAAAAUAAAUAUAUAUUGCAUAUUCAUUUUAUUCUCUAUUUUAUGUGUAAUGAU